AUGGGGCUUGGGACCUUAGGAAGGCCGGUGCAGCGUGUGGGAGACCGUGAGGCUCGGUGGGUGGUUAAAAGGUUCAUUUCCACUGACAUGGAUUGGGAUGCUCGUUUGAGCAGCUCAGAUGGCAGACUUGAGACGAAAGGAAAAAGGACACAGUCAAAUUACGAAGCUUUAGGUAUGGCUCCAAUGGAAGAAGAGUAUUUUAAUGAUUCAAUGAAAGCUAAGCUAUUCAAAGCUAAUAGGGCAAAGAUAAGAUAUGCUAAUACAUACAGACUGGAGUCACAUAAUAAAUUCCGGGAUUAUUUAGUAAGAGACAAAGCUCAAGCAAUACUAACGAAUAAACUUCAACAAGCCAAAUACGAUGGAGUUUCUAGUCCCUCCUUGUGUGCUUCCAUCUCAGAAGAAAUAUUACAGGCUGUGAAGGAAUUGGACUUUGACCGUUAUAAGUACGUGGUAUCAGUACUAAUUGUGGAAAAGGCAGGUCAGGCAAUAAAUGUUGCCAGCAGAUGGGUCUGGGAUGUUCAGAGAGACACUUGGGUUUCAGCUGAAUGUGAAACUGAAACGUUUAUUGCGCUGGCUUUGAUAACGGCUUGUUAUUACGAGUAA
Molecule: messenger RNA, 603 nt
Organism: Pygoscelis adeliae (Adelie penguin)
Lineage: Eukaryota; Metazoa; Chordata; Aves; Sphenisciformes; Spheniscidae
Gene: DYNLT2
Product: t-complex-associated-testis-expressed 3
Exons: 5
Coding region: 1-603 (200 amino acids)
Biological process (GO): microtubule-based movement
Cellular component (GO): cytoplasm; cytoplasmic dynein complex
Molecular function (GO): dynein intermediate chain binding
Source: RefSeq, a predicted model, not a curated record